Messenger RNA from Anolis carolinensis (green anole), 2561 nucleotides. RefSeq names its product zinc finger protein 135-like. Bases 349 to 1713 code for a protein of 454 amino acids. Lineage: Eukaryota; Metazoa; Chordata; Lepidosauria; Squamata; Anolidae. Gene Ontology annotation, biological process: regulation of transcription by RNA polymerase II. Gene Ontology annotation, cellular component: nucleus. Gene Ontology annotation, molecular function: DNA-binding transcription factor activity, RNA polymerase II-specific. The record is from RefSeq and is a predicted model, not a curated record. The transcript has 2 exons.
GAGGGGGCGAGGGCGGGCUCCGAGGAAGGAGGACGAAGGAGAAGAUGGCGGCCGGCUCGCCUCAGGCCUGGUCUGUGUUCGUGAGGCGGGAAGGAAGGCGGCGGAGGGAAGAGGACGGAGAGGCCGAGAGAGAGAGAGAGGGAAAUGAAGACCCUAUGAAGUCACCACGGGCAUAAAAAGAAAAUAUCAAUAUCUAGUGGAGAUUGAGGAAUUUGGAAACCAAAGGGCAAUAAUGAAAGAAAUCCUGUGGGAAGAAGAAAUCCUCUCUAGGUGCCAAUCUUGUGGAACUCAAUUUUGAUCAGAAAGAAAAAGGGAACACUCACGUGUGCAUAUCACAAAACUGUCGACAUGGAGGAGAAACCCUAUACAUGCCUUGAGUGUGGAAAGAGCUUCAGUUGGAGGAGCAGGCUGCUACUGCAUGAAAGGACUCACACUGGGGAGAAACCUUUUAAAUGCCCGGAGUGUGAAAAGAGCUUCACUCAUAGUUCAGGCCUAUAUUCACAUCUAAGGACUCACACUGGGGAGAAACCUUUUAAAUGCCCGGAGUGUGGACAGAGCUUCACUGGGAGUUCAGGUCUACGUUCACAUCUAAGGACUCACUCUGGGGAGAAACCUUUUAAAUGCCCGGAGUGUGGACAGAGCUUCACUGAGAGUUCAGUUCUACGUUCACAUCAAAGGACUCACACUGGGGAGAAACCUUUUAAAUGCCCGGAGUGUGGACAGAGCUUUGCUCAUAAUGGAAGUCUACAUUCACAUCAAAGAACUCACACUGGGGAGAAACCCUAUAACUGCCUGGAGUGUGGACAGAGCUUUACUCAAAAGGGACACUUAGAUUCACAUCAAAGGACUCACACUGGGGAGAAACCCUAUAACUGCCUGGAGUGUGGACAGAGCUUUGCUUUUAGUUCAAAUCUACGUUCACAUCAAAGAACUCACACUGGGGAGAAACCAUAUAAAUGCCUGGAGUGUGGACAGAGCUUUGUUUGUAGUUCAGGACUACGUUCACAUCAAAGAACUCAUACUGGGGAGGAACCCUAUAACUGCCUGGAGUGUGGACAGAGCUUCACUCGGAAGGGAAGCUUACAUAGACAUCAAAGGAGUCACACUGGGGAGAAACCCUAUAAAUGCCUGGAGUGUGGACAAAGCUAUACUUGUAGUUCAGGAUUACGUUCACAUCAAUGGACUCACACUGGGGAGAAACCAUAUAAAUGCCUGGAGUGUGGACAGAGCUUUGCUCGUAGUUCAGAUCUACGUUCACAUCACAGGACUCACACUGGGGAGAAACCCUAUAACUGUCUGGAGUGUGGACAGAGCUUCGCUCGUAGGGGACAUCUAGUUUCACAUGAAAGGACUCACACUGGGGAGAAACCCUUUAAAUGCCUGGAGUGUGAACAGAGCUUCACUCAUCGUUCAGGCCUACGUAGACAUCAAAGGAUUCACACUGGGGAGAAACCCUAUGCAUGCCUGGAGUGUGGACAGAGCUUCACUCAUAGUUCAGGCCUACGUAGACAUCAAAGGAUUCACACUGGGGAGAAACUCUAUACAUGCCUGGAGUGUGGACAGAGCUUUCCUCAUAGGGGAAGUCUAGUUUCACAUCAAAGGACUCACACUGGGGAGAAACCCUAUACAUGCCUGGAGUGUGGACAGAACUUCACUCAUAGUUCAGGCCUUCGUUCACAUUGUCAGGGUAUUGUGAAUUGUGUGAAAUGUUGAAAUCAAUCUAGGCUGUUAGAAAUGCCUUCUGUGUUGGUUUCGGCAAGGCAUUUCCGUAACUAUGGAGUUAAUAAGAACCUGCUUUGAUUGAUGUAUCACAGGACCAAUGGGGUCAAGUUUGUUUGACCGGAACUUUCUUCAUGGUCUGUGGAAUGCAGGGGGAGUGUCGUCUGAGUGUGUGUUCAGCGUGAGCUUUCACUGAAGAUGGACGCUGUAGCCGAGGAGACACAAGCCAUGUGUCCGGGACUUAAUGUAAAUAACUGCAACUGUAAAUAGUUAUGUAAAUAAAGUUAAACAACAGUUGGAUUUCAACUGACCCUUCGACUGCCUGAGAUUGAGCAUGUUUUGAAACCAUGCCGUAAGAACAGAAGGAACCGAAAGAAGGACUAAACUUUAGGCCAGGGGUCCUCAAACUUUUGAAGUGGAGGGCCGGUUGACGGUCCUUCAGACUAUUGGGGGGGGGGGGUGGACUAUGAUGAAAUAGUCCAAAAUUAGGAUUGUUGUUGUGUGCCUUCAAGUCAUUUCAGACUUAGGACAACCCUAAGUCUAAAGUUCAGGACAGGGGCCAGGUCAAUGACCUUGGGGGCCGCAUCUGGCCCACGGGCCUUCGUUUGGGGACCCCUGCUUUAGACUAUCAAAUGCAGGGGCCUCAAAGAUCCAGCACGCUUUCCGGAACCGCCGAGACCACGUCUGUCGGGAGAACGUGAUCACCUCUUCCGAGCAGGGCCUGUGCGUGAGAAUAUGGAUGUAUGGGUCUGCGUGUGGGUGAGAGCUCUCUCGGGAUGUGAUUUUGAUAUGAUUGUGAUGUGAUUAUCAAUAAAUGUUACAAUGAAAGUGUUAAAACCAAA